UUGUGCCCGCAGGCCUCUCCACGGGAUCGGAGGUCCUGCCCCUCCCUGAGCCGCGCAGGCGGCACCGAGACGAGCCCGCCCCUCGCGUCAGCGCGAGGACAGCGGGCGGAGCCCACGCCCGGCGGAAGCGGGAGGCCAGGGAGAGGCCAGAGCUGAGCGACGGCGGCUCCAGACAGCCCGGGACGAACAGGAUGGGCAGCAGCUCGCUGUCCGAAGACUACCGCCUGUGCCUGGAACGCGAGCUGCGGCGCGGCCGCGCGGGCGUGUGCGGGGACCCCUCGCUGCGCGCCGUGCUCUGGCAAAUCCUGGUGGAGGACUUCGACCUGCACGGGGCGCUGCAGGACGACGCGCUGGCGCUGCUCACUGACGGGCUGUGGGGCCGCGCCGACUUGGCGCCCGCGCUGCGCGGCUUGGCCCGCGCCUUCGAGCUGCUGGAACUGGCCGCCGUGCACCUUUACUUGCUGCCCUGGAGGAAGGAGUUCACCAUCAUCAAGACCUUCUCUGGGGGCUAUGUGCACGUGCUUAAGGGCGUGCUUUCCGAAGACCUCCUUAUUAAGAGCUUCCAGAAGAUGGGCUAUGUGCGCAGGGACAGCCACUGUCUCAUGGUGACCGCCCCACCCCCGGCCUGCCAGCUGGUCCAGGUGGCCCUGGGUUGCUUCGCCCUGCGGCUGGAAUGUGAGAUCCUGGGAGAGGUGCUAUCCCAGUUGGGCACCAGUGUGCUGCCAGCUGAGGAGCUGCUGCAGGCACGCCGGGCCAAUGGGGAUGUGGCCUCCUGUGUAGCCUGGCUGCAGCAGCGACUGGCCCAGGAUACUGAGCCACCGCCCCUGCCCCCCAGAGGCACCCCUGCUACUUACAGGGCACCACUGGACUUGUACCGAGACCUGCAGGAAGACGAGGGCUCAGAGGAGGCCAGCCUGUACGAGGAGCCAUCCCUGGACCCAGACUCACCCCCAGGAGAGCUGGCCUACAGACCCCCACUCUGGGAGCAGAGUGCUAAACUGUGGGGCUCUGGGGGCCAGGCCUGGGAGCCCCCAGCUGAAGAGCUAUCUCAGGCCAGCAGCCCACCCUACGGGGCCUCAGAGGAAGAGCUGGAGCCUGAGCCCUCAGCCUUCUCCUUCCUUUCUCUGCGCCGAGAGCUGAGUCGGCCUGGAGACCUGGCCAUUCCUGAAACCCCCAGGAGUCCUGGGGGCGCUAGCCCCAGGCAUAUGCGGGCAGAGGCAUCAUCCUUUGGGCCUGCCCCUGAGCCCCCAGGCUACCAGGCACACAGUUGCCUGCUCCCUGGCACCCUACCCACCCUCUGCUGUGACACCUGCCACCAGCUGCAUGCAGCCCAUUGCGCAGCCCUGCCCACCUGCCGCCCCAGUCACUCACUGCGUGUGCUGCUUGGGGAGCCCCGACGGCGCCUAUGGCUACAGCGUGCACAGAUGGACACUUUGCUCUACGACAGCCCUGGGGCCAGGCCCUAGGCCCAGGAGGGCCCCACGUCAGGGGCCUUAGUUCCCAUGGUGCUUCUCUUUGGGGGGCUCAGGCCAAUGGCUACCCUGCCACGGGGGAGUCCUGGGCACAGCAGGAGGGGUUUAGACAGUCCAGGCCCCACUAGGGGGACAGAUUGCCUUGCUUUACACAGAAAGCACCUCCCACAGGGACCAAGUCUAGACCCCAGCAGUAGCCUUUCUACAGGCUCCUGUCCUCAGUAUCCAUGCCUACAGCCAGCCUAUGUGUCUAAGUCAGUGAUCAAACCUGCCCCUGAGAAGGACCCGUGACCUGAGGCCUUCUGGCUGGCCUGCACUCCUGCUCUAUGAGGUCUGUGGUUCAGAACAUGCAGCCUCCCUGCACAUGUCCAUCUCCAAACAGGGCCUUGAAGGUGACACUGGGACCCCUGAGUUCCUGGGGCCAGUCAUGGGCUCUGCCUGGCACAUAGCACACCUGGCUGUGGUAUCCCUAGCCUUCCCCUUGGUGUCACAGGCCUGCCCAAAUGCGUUAGCCACAGGGCCAGGGGAGCAGGGGAAGCUGGGUCCACAGACUGAAUGUGACAUGACCUCAAACCAGACACGGAGGUGCCUAAGAUCUGCAAGUAGACAAGGGUUCUCACCAACACUGCCCCAGCUUCCCAGGUGCAGGCUGCUGGGCUCAAGGGAGGCCUGAAAGUGAACCUGCUAGAGGGGUCUGCCCUGCUCACCUCUGGCUGGUGCUCUCACCUGCUGUUCUGGGCUCCCCCCUCCCUGGUCACUAGGACUUCACAUCCCCCUCUGGACCCUGACACACUCAGAGGAUGCUGUCAAUGUUGAAAGAAUCAGACCUGA
Molecule: messenger RNA, 2303 nt
Organism: Otolemur garnettii (small-eared galago)
Lineage: Eukaryota; Metazoa; Chordata; Mammalia; Primates; Galagidae
Gene: SPATA2L
Product: spermatogenesis associated 2 like
Exons: 4
Coding region: 192-1466 (424 amino acids)
Cellular component (GO): cytoplasm
Source: RefSeq, a predicted model, not a curated record